AUGUCGCCGGCGGACCGCCGGUGGCGGAAGGAUGGUUUUGCGGUGUUUAUUGAUGGCAUUGAGGAUGUUGUCACCUAUCAUCAGAUAAGGAAUGAAUUCAGACGUUUUGGCACAGUGGUUGGCGUCUAUUUGCCAUCACGACGAAAGCCUGGCCGACGAUUUCGUUUUGCUUUUGUCAGAUACGAGCAGGAACGAGAUGCUGCGGCAGCGGUACGGUGUAUGGAUGGUGCUUUUGUUUUGCAAUCUGUGUUGCGGGUCAAUAAGGCGAGGUAUGAAUCACGGAGCAGUCCCAAGAAGGUGUGGCAGACGAAAUUUCCUACGAGGUCUCCAAAAUGGGAAUGGCGACCUAAGCAAGGGGGAACACAUGAAGACGUGAAGGUGGCAGGUAACACUCAUAAGUCAGUGGCGACGCAGGAUGUGAUUCAUAACCUCUCAAGAGUUAAAAGAUAG
Messenger RNA from Lotus japonicus, 450 nucleotides. RefSeq lists its product as uncharacterized. Gene Ontology annotation, biological process: mRNA splicing, via spliceosome. Gene Ontology annotation, molecular function: RNA binding. The transcript has a single exon. Gene Ontology annotation, cellular component: U2 snRNP; precatalytic spliceosome; catalytic step 2 spliceosome. Bases 1 to 450 code for a protein of 149 amino acids. The record is from RefSeq and is a predicted model, not a curated record. NCBI's taxonomy places the organism in Eukaryota, Viridiplantae, Streptophyta, Magnoliopsida, Fabales, Fabaceae.